Molecule: messenger RNA, 1089 nt
Organism: Thyridium curvatum
Lineage: Eukaryota; Fungi; Ascomycota; Sordariomycetes; Thyridiales; Thyridiaceae
Exons: 2
Coding region: 1-1089 (362 amino acids)
Molecular function (GO): zinc ion binding; glutaminyl-peptide cyclotransferase activity
Source: RefSeq, a predicted model, not a curated record
AUGGCUUCAUUAACGUCACCCAUCUCCCUCCUCUGUCUUUACGUCAUAUCCUGGAUGACAUGCGCAUCGGCCUACAAAGUCCUCGACGACGCAUUCCUCCGUCUCGUCCCAGCCGGCGCCGCUGACCUGGACAUCAAGACCGGCGCCCUCCUAGCCCCUCUACUGACAGCAAGGACGGCCGGCUCAGCAGGCCACGCCGCCGCACAGCGGCACUUCAUCGAUUUCUUCCACAGCUCCCUGCCGAAGUGGUCGAUAGACUGGCAGAACUCGACAGACGGCAAGGGCGCAGGAGCCGCCCAGAAUCUCGUCUUCCGCCGGGAGCCGCCCUGGACCAAGCCGGGCCAGGCCAACAUCCUGACGCUGGCGGCCCACUACGACUCCCGCCCCGCCACCGCUGCUGGGGCUGCGCAGCGCGGGGGCUCGGUCGGCGCGGUGGAGAGCGCCGUGUCGUGCGCCGUGCUGAUGCACGUCGCGCGGAGCAUCGACAGGUACCUGACGCAGAUGCACGACGAGAUGGACGCGCUCGGCGAGGGGGGCGAGUUCGACAUGGACAUGGGUGUGCAGGUCGUGUUUCUGGACAGGAGGGAGGGCCAGCGGGGGCAGGGGACAGGGUUACGUUCGCUUGCCGAGGCGUGGGAGGCGGUCAAUCCUGCGCUGUCCAACUAUCGCACUCCGCUGAACCAGAUCAGUAUGUUCGUUCCGGUGGAUCUGAUCGGCGCGGCGAACCCAAUGAUAUCAUCAUACUUUGAGACGACGCACUGGGCAUACCGCGGGCUGGCCAACAUCGAGAGCCGUAUGAGGAACCUUGGGCUCUUGCAGUCCAAUGUAACCGGGCCAAUCUUCAACGAGACUGGCAAGAGUACGGCUCAGUUUGUGGGCGGGCCGGCCCAGGGUGAUUAUUUUGAUUUCCUAUCGCGAGGAGUACCGACGAUGCCGAUUAUUCCGCCCACACCACCAGCGGUCUGGAAAACGGCGCAAGACGAUGGGCAGCAUCUCAAUGCGGCCACCGUUCAGGACUGGUCGAAGAUUAUGACGGCAUUUGCGCUUGAGUGGCUCGAUAUGAUGGAGGUCACACCAACGAACGAGUAG